Messenger RNA from Triplophysa dalaica, 3718 nucleotides. RefSeq names its product actinin, alpha 1 (gene actn1). The transcript is spliced from 22 exons. Bases 239 to 3019 code for a protein of 926 amino acids. Gene Ontology annotation, cellular component: cell junction; stress fiber; plasma membrane. Lineage: Eukaryota; Metazoa; Chordata; Actinopteri; Cypriniformes; Nemacheilidae. Gene Ontology annotation, biological process: actin cytoskeleton organization; muscle cell development. Gene Ontology annotation, molecular function: calcium ion binding; actin filament binding. The record is from RefSeq and is a predicted model, not a curated record.
UCGUCUAGGAGGUUCUGCCUACUCGCUGCUCUGGAUAGCCGCCGUGGUAAAACGGAUAGGACGAGAAAGGAACGGACUUUGAGCGAGUGAACGGGCAGGCAAAACGAGGCAUCGAAAGGCGGCGAGCGUACCGGGCCGUUGAUUUAGUGCACAUCGUUUUAAGUGCGCACGGGAGUGUUUACUGCGCCGCGGCAGCGCUCUCUAGGAGAAAGAGAGAGACCGGGAACGGCAGUUCAGCAUGGAUUACCAUCAUCAACCUCAACAAGAACAUCAUCAUUUUCAUCACUACGAUGGAGAAGAGAACAGCUACAUGCCCCAGGAAGAUGACUGGGACCGGGAUCUUCUGCUUGACCCCGCUUGGGAGAAACAGCAGCGAAAGACGUUUACUGCUUGGUGCAAUUCUCAUCUACGAAAGGCAGGAACGCAGAUCGAAAACAUCGAGGAAGACUUUAGAGACGGUCUCAAACUCAUGCUGCUUCUAGAGGUCAUCUCAGGAGAGCGCUUGGCCAAACCAGAGAGAGGAAAAAUGAGAGUCCAUAAGAUCUCCAAUGUGAACAAAGCUCUGGGUUUCAUCGCCAGCAAAGGAGUCAAACUGGUUUCUAUCGGAGCAGAGGAGAUUGUUGAUGGAAAUGCCAAGAUGACUCUGGGAAUGAUCUGGACAAUCAUUCUCCGCUUUGCCAUCCAGGACAUCUCAGUGGAGGAGACGUCAGCUAAAGAAGGUCUUCUGCUGUGGUGCCAGAGGAAAACAGCUCCCUACAAAAAUGUCAACAUUCAGAAUUUCCACAUAAGCUGGAAAGAUGGAUUGGGAUUCUGUGCACUCAUUCACAGACAUCGCCCAGAGCUCAUUGAUUAUGGUAAACUGCGCAAGGAUGAUCCAAUGACUAACUUGAACACCGCCUUUGAUGUCGCUGAGAAAUACCUGGACAUUCCUAAGAUGCUGGAUGCAGAAGAUAUCGUUAGUACGUUACGUCCCGACGAAAAGGCCAUCAUGACAUAUGUGUCAUGUUACUACCACGCUUUCUCAGGCAAACAGAAGGCCGAGACGGCAGCCAAUCGGAUUUGCAAAGUGUUGGCUGUCAAUCAGGAGAACGAGCAGCUGAUGGAAGACUAUGAGAAACUAGCCAGUGAUCUCUUGGAGUGGAUUCGCAGAACCAUCCCGUGGUUGGAGAACCGCGUGCCUGAAAACACCAUGCAGGCCAUGCAGCAGAAGUUGGAGGAUUUCCGGGACUAUCGGCGACUUCACAAACCACCAAAAGUUCAGGAGAAAUGUCAACUGGAGAUCAAUUUCAACACACUCCAAACCAAACUGCGUCUCAGCAACCGGCCCGCAUUUAUGCCCUCGGAGGGGAAGAUGGUUUCGGAUAUCUCCAAUGCUUGGGGGGCUCUAGAGGGAGGAGAAAAGGGUUAUGAAGAAUGGCUACUGAACGAGAUCCGCAGACUUGAAAGACUUGAUCAUCUCGCUGAGAAAUUCCGCCAAAAAGCCACCAUCCACGAGGCUUGGACCGAAGGUAAGGAGGAGAUGUUGCAGCAGAAAGAAUACGAGACGGCAUCCCUGUCUGACAUCAAAGCUCUACUGAAGAAGCAUGAGGCGUUUGAGAGCGACCUGGCGGCUCAUCAGGACAGAGUUGAGCAGAUCGCUGCCAUCGCACAGGAGCUCAAUGAGUUAGAGUACUAUGACUCUCCCAGUGUAAAUGCUCGCUGCCAACGGAUCUGUGAUGAGUGGGAUUCUCUGGGGGUUUUGACUCAGAAACGCAGCGAGGCCUUAAAGAGGACUGAAAAACUGUUGGAAACAAUUGAUCAGCUGUACCUGGAGUUUGCCAAAAGGGCGGCGCCAUUUAACAACUGGAUGGAGGGAGCCAUGGAAGACUUGCAGGAUACUUUUAUUGUCCACACAAUUGAGGAGAUACAGGGUCUCAGCACAGCCCAUGAGCAGUUUAAAGCCACUCUGCCUGAGGCGGAUAAGGAGAGACAGGCCAUCCUCGGCAUCCAUAAUGAAAUUGCUAAAAUUGUGCAGACAUACCACGUCAACAUGGCUGGCACCAACCCAUACACCACCAUCAACCCCCAGGAGAUCAACACCAAAUGGGAUAAGGUGCGUCAGUUAGUACCCCAGCGAGAUCAGGCUCUGAUAGAGGAACAUGCCCGUCAGCAGAAUAAUGAGAGACUGCGCAGACAGUUCGCUAAUCAGGCCAAUGUCAUCGGGCCCUGGAUUCAGAACAAGAUGGAGGAAAUCGGCCGGAUCUCGAUCGAAUUGCACGGCACCCUGGAGGAUCAUCUGACCCACUUGCGGCAGUACGAGAAGAGCAUUGUCAACUACAAACCAAAGAUAGACCAGCUAGAAGGAGACCACCAACUCAUACAGGAAGCGCUUAUUUUCGACAACAAACACACAAACUACACCAUGGAGCACAUCCGUGUGGGAUGGGAGCAGCUUCUUACCACCAUUGCUCGCACCAUUAAUGAGAUCGAGAACCAGAUUCUGACCCGUGACGCCAAAGGCAUCAGCCAGGAACAAAUGAAUGAGUUCAGAGCCUCGUUCAACCACUUCGACCGAGAUCACUCGGGCACGCUGGGCGCCGAGGAGUUCAAAGCCUGCCUUAUCAGUCUGGGCUUCGAUAUCGGGAACGACGCACAGAAGAAAACAGGCAUGAUGGAUGCAGAAGACUUCCGAGCCUGCCUCAUCUCCAUGGGUUAUAAUAUGGGAGAGGCAGAGUUUGCUCGCAUCAUGAGCAUUGUGGAUCCUAACAGACUUGGAGUGGUGACAUUCCAGGCUUUCAUAGACUUUAUGUCUCGUGAGACCGCAGACACAGACACUGCUGAUCAGGUCAUGGCAUCAUUUAAAGUCCUUGCUGGAGACAAGAACUAUAUCCUGGCAGAUGAGCUGAGGCGUGAACUUCCUCCCGACCAGGCUGAAUAUUGCAUCGCCCGCAUGACGCCUUACACGGGCCCUGACGCAAUGCCGGGGGCUCUCGACUAUAUGUCCUUCUCCACCGCCUUGUACGGGGAGAGUGACCUCUGAACCAUGACCCUUGAAUGUGUGGUCAACCUGCCUUCUGGUACAAACACAGAAAAUUAAAACAAAAACAUGCAUAUUCAUAUACACCUACAUAGCUCGCACACUAUGAGAGUAAAAGUGGUUCUUCAAGCAGAGCAGCAGAUCCCACAUCAGCCAAUUUGAGCAUCUUCCUUAAUGACCUUCAAUCAUUUUUUUAUCCUCUCAGCCCAGCCAUAUCCUGUUUGUCAUAUACGGCUUCCUUCUCUUUCUCCAGACAUGUUUAUAAAGUCUUUGUUGCCUAUCUUGAGGAUUGUUGAUCCAGAAAGUCUAAACCCUGUGAGUCGACGUGUCACAGAGAGGCAGUUAAGUGCUUUAUGUAUGCGGUGUGACCUCUGACCCCUGUGAAACGCCACGACCAUGUGGUUCUGAUUGAUCUGCUUUUUAUAUAUAUAUAUAUAUUAAUGGUUGUUGAUGAGACUUUCCAUUGUGAUGGCAAGUCAGACUUCAUAAACAGACCUUCCCCUUUCAGCUUUCAGUCACAACAUUGAAAACUUCCCCAUGGAGGAAUGUUUUCUGUAUUUUUACUUCUUAUUUCGUUUGUUUGUUUUUCCUCUUCAUAAAGGAAUAAAGUUAACAUAUUUUAUUAUACAGAACAAAAAAAGGUAUUUUUCUUCACUUGAUUAAGAAACGUAAGUAAUAAAUUUAAAUAAAGAAACAAUCACA